GGGGGAUCCCGGGAGGGUUUUUGGGGGUUUUUUUGGGGCGGUUUUGGGGUUUUUUGGGAGGAGCCGCCAGGGGUCGGCGUUAGGCGCUCACCGGGGCCGCUGUGCCGCAGGGGGCGGCGAUGGAGGCGCCGCUGGAGGCGGAGCUGGAGGAGGAGCUGGAGCUGGAGGGGGCGGAGCUGGACGUGCACAUCCAGCAGAACCUGGAGGACGCCCUGGUGCAGGAGGCGCUGCAGACCGGCGUGGACCUGCGCCAGUAUUCCCGGCAGGUGGAGCUGGAGCUGCAGGAGGUGGAGAGGGCCUCGAUCCAGGACUACAUCCGGGAGAGCGAGAACAUCGCGGAGCUCCACAACCAGAUCAGCGCCUGCGACGCCAUCCUGGAGAGCGUGAUCCUGGAGGCGCCGGUGACGUCUCCGGAGUUCCUGGAGCAGCUGCGGGCGCUGGACGCGCAGAUCGGGGCGGUGAAGGAGGAAGCGUUCCGCGACACGCUGGCCUGCGCCGACGUCCAGCACGUGCUGGACAAGCUCCGCAUCAAGGCGGUGACGAAGAUCCGCGAGUUCGUGCUGCAGAAGAUUUUCUCCUUCCGGAAGCCGAUGACGAAUUACCAGAUCCCGCAGAACUCCCUGCUCAAGUUCAAGUUUUUCUACCGCUUCCUGCUGGGGCAGGAGCGCGCGGCGGCGCAGGAGCUGCGCCAGCACUACGUGGCCACCGUGGCCCGCGUCCACUUCUCCUACUUCCGCUCCUACAGCGCGCGCCUCAUGAAGGUCCAGUACGAGGAAGUGGCCGACAAGGACGACCUGAUGGGGCUCGAGGACACGGCCCGGAAGGGGUUCUUCUCGAAGCCGUCGCUGCGCAGCCGCAACACCGUCUUCACCCUGGGCAACCGCGGCGCCAUCAUCGGGCCCGGCGAGCUCGAGGCGCCGAUCAUCGUCCCCCACGCCGCCGCCAAGGGCGACCAGAGGUUCCCGUUCGAGGCGCUUUUCCGCUCGCAGCACUUUGCGCUGCUGGACGCCGCCUGCCGCGAGUUCGCCUUCCUCAGCGAAUUCUUCCUCGUGGCCGGAGCCGCCGCCCAGGAAUUGUUCAACGCCGUCAUGGGCAGGACCCUCGCCAUGCUCCAGAAGCACCUGGAGAGUUUCGUGGCCGAUUGCUACGACGCCAUCGCCGUCUUCCUCUGCAUCCACCUGGCGCUGCGCUUCCGCGCCCUCAUGGCCAAGAGAGGGGUCCCGGCCCUCGACGGGUACUGGGCGUGGCUGCUGGAGCUGCUGUGGCCGCGCCUGGAGCUGAUCCUGGAGCUGCACACGAGGAGCGUCCGCGACAGCGACCCGCGCCGGCUGAGCCUCGACACACGGCCACACUACAUCACGCGCCGUUACGCCGAGUUCUCCUCGGCCAUCGUCAGCAUCAACCAAACCCUGCCCAGCGAGAGGAGCGACGCCCUGCUGGGCCGGCUGCAGCUGGAGGUGGAGAACCUGGUGCUGCGCGCGGCCGCCGAGUUCCCGUCGCGCCGGGAGCAGCUCAUCUUCCUCAUCAACAACUACGACAUGAUGCUCAGCGUGCUGAUGGAGCGAGCGGCCGAGGAGAGCAAAGAGGUCGAGGGGUUCCAGCAGCUGCUGUCGGCGCGCACGCAGGAGUUCGUGGAGGAGCUGCUGGCGCCGCCCUUCGGGGGCCUGGUGGGGUUCGUGCGCGAGGCCGAGGCGCUGCUGGAGCGCGGAGAGGGAGAGAAACUGCGCGGGCACGAGGCGCGGGUGACGCAGCUGAUCCGGGGUUUUUCCGGGAGCUGGAAGGGCGCGGUGGAGGCGCUGAGCCAGGACGUGAUGAGAUCCUUCAGCAACUUCCGCGUCGGCACCGGCAUCAUCCAGGUGCGCUGA
Lonchura striata (white-rumped munia) is the source of this 1865-nucleotide messenger RNA. The record is from RefSeq and is a predicted model, not a curated record. NCBI's taxonomy places the organism in Eukaryota, Metazoa, Chordata, Aves, Passeriformes, Estrildidae.